Molecule: messenger RNA, 4041 nt
Organism: Trichoderma aggressivum f. europaeum
Lineage: Eukaryota; Fungi; Ascomycota; Sordariomycetes; Hypocreales; Hypocreaceae
Exons: 5
Coding region: 1-4041 (1346 amino acids)
Biological process (GO): cellular response to starvation; endosomal vesicle fusion; intracellular protein transport
Cellular component (GO): HOPS complex; late endosome
Molecular function (GO): protein binding
Source: RefSeq, a predicted model, not a curated record
AUGACAGGACGGUCGCCUCAGCAGUCGGAGCUUUCCGAAGCUCUGCCACUGCCAGUACCCGAUGCGCCCAGCGACAGCUCCACGGCAGCCAACGAGACGGAAAACAGAGACAAUGCGCAGUCCCUCUCGACGGGGUCGUUAAAGGAUAAGAAGCCUGAGGGCAGACCGACUGAAAGGGCGGAGAAGAGCGUUGAGGGGGGUGCGGCUGGGAAAGAUGGCGGUGACGAAGAGGGCAAGCCAAGCGCCAAGGUAGAGGGCAAAGAAGACGAGCACGAGGACGAGAAAGACGAUGAAGAGGAAGAGGACGGGGAUGACGAAGACGAGGAGGAGGGGGAGGAAGAGGAAGAAGAGGAGGACGAUUAUGAUGAUGAUGACGACGACGACGAAGAAGAGGACGAAGAAGAGGACGAAGAAGAGGAAGACGACGAGGAACCACUCUUGAAAUCAACGAGACUGACCCAACACCUCGGCGCAGUCUAUCGCAAUGGCGACGCGACCAGCGCCUGUCUAGUCGCGGGCGACAAGAUGAUUGUCGGUACGCAUAAUGGCAAUAUCCACGUCAUUCAAUUGCCUGGAUUCAACACUCUACGAGUAUAUCAUGCGCACUCAGCUUCCGUCACUAGCAUAUCGAUAUCGCCAUAUCCUCCCCCCCUUCCAGACGAAAAAGCCGAGAUGAUUCAACGAGCACAGACCGGGUUAGUUGGGCCACCAACAAGACCAUAUGAAACUUCUCCCUCGGCAGCAACGAAGAGGAUGAGGGAGAUCCCUCAAGUACCUAAGAUACCGUCGAAUGACAUCUAUAUUGCUACAUCGUCGAUGGACGGCAAUGUUUGUGUGCAGUCCUUGGUCGACCUGAAGGAUGUUCAACUUCGAAACUUUGCCAGACCGGUACAAGCAGUCGCUUUGUCACCGGACUACAAGUCAGAUCGAACAUAUUUAUCGGGCGGGCGGGCAGGGCAACUCAUUCUCACUGUAGGCGGUGGUCCAGGCCGCAGUACCUCCACUACAGUUGGCACUGCGGCUGCUGUGGCAUCUGACUGGCUUUCUACAAUAGGCGUCAAGAAUAGCGGCGGAAAAGAUACGGUGCUUCAUUCUGGUGAGGGAACGAUUAAUACCAUCAAAUGGUCUCUGUCAGGAAAAUACGUCGCAUGGCUCAACGAACAUGGAACCAAGAUUAUGAGAUCCAAGCUUCAUCUUGAUAACACGGAGAUUGAAGACGCUUGGAAGAGGAUUGGCCACGUUGACCGACCACAUACCAGCGAAUGGGAAACGAUGGCUGGCGUUUGGAAAGGCCGCGCCGAGUGGAUAGAUGAGAAGUCGGUCGAGAGUGAUGAGUCGGAGGACUCCCACGACCCUACCGCUUCUUCACCUACCGUGCCAAGCGCAAAGACUUUUGAAAGGCUUCUCGUUGGUUGGGGAGGGACAAUGUGGAUUAUUCAUGUCCACCCAGGAGGCAUCGGCCAUGGUAAGCAAGCUGGCGAAAAGACCAUUGCACGUGCCGAGAUAGCCAAGAUUCUUCAUAUAGAUUGCAUCAUUUCUGGAAUCUCCCUCUAUGCCCAGAAUCAAUUGCUAGUGUUGGCAUUCAGCUCUCCAGAAGAUGAAGGCGAUACCGCAGAAGGCGACAAAUCCGGUCCAUCACAUGCACGAGACGCAUCUAAGAACCAUAAAUCCAAGCAUUCCACAUCAUCUGCAGAAAUUGAGCAACAGCAUAGUCAACGACAACGUUUGAACGCCCUGCCUCCCGAGCUGAGGCUAAUUGAUCUCAAGUCUCAGGCUGAGGUAGAUCGGCACAGCCUCUCCAUUAAUCGUGUCGAUAGGCUUUCUGCUGCUGACUAUCACAUGUGUCUCCUACCUGCACGGAAUGCCGCCUCCGUAGUAGCAUCAACGAAGAGCGCAUUGGAGGCACUUGCCGGCAUCGGGUCGGAAAUGUGGAAUGUUGCGGUUAACCCAAGAUCCUUGUUUAGCUCUGGCGCCAGUAUCCUCAGCGGAGGCAGUGGUGAUGACGGCGCUUCUGUUUCCAAAGCUGGGAGCAUUGCGGGCACCAUACGAUCGAGUCCAAUCAGAACCAGAAUUCCUACCGUACAUCCUACGCUGUCCAAACCAGGGGUCAAAAUAUUCCUUCAUAGUCCCUACGACUGCGUUCUGGCUACUAAGAGAGAUCUUUCCGAUCAUCUCACGUGGCUGUUGGAGCGUGAGCAGUACCGACAAGCGUGGGAACUUCUCGACGAAAACCCUGAAAUCUUGGCCGAGUCAUUCGAUGGCAUUACCGAUCCAGCGAUGCCUCCUACGCCAUCCAAACACCCGAGCGGAGCCGAUGAUUUCUUUGACGACGAGUCUGUGGCAGACACAACUCAAAGAAAUAUGUACUCGGCUGUGGAAAAGGAGAAGAGGCGAGUUGGUGAGCUGUGGAUCCGGGAAGUGAUUGAUGACGGCGACUGGGAGAUGGCUGGCCAAGUCUGUGGCAAGGUUCUCACGACUCCCGAUCGCUGGGAGAAGUGGGUUUGGACCUUUGCAGGUGCCAACAAGUUUGACGAAAUCACCAAACACAUGCCAACAAAACCUAUGAAGCCACCAUUGCCAACGACCAUAUAUGAGGUGCUUUUGGGACAUUAUAUACAGAAUAACAAGCCCCGAUUCAGAGAAUUAUUAGACAUAUGGCCAACCGAUCUUUUCGAUAUCCCUGCCAUUACAACGACACUGGAGAAUCAGCUUAAGUACCGCGAUGUUCGCGAGAACAGCGUCGAGGAUGGCGAAAGAGGUCGGGAUUGGAAAAUCGUCGUAGAAAGUUUGGCCAAGCUGUACGAAGCUGGCGGCCGACAUCGUGAUGCGCUCAGAUGCUACAUCAGACUUCAAGACGCAGACUCGGCAUUCCGGUUGAUUGGUGACUACCAUCUUGCGGACGCCGUAGCAGACGACAUUCCCGCCUUCAUCGGACUACGAGUCUCCCCCGAACGACUCAAGUAUAUGGACGAGCAUCAACUGAUUGCAGCAACCGCCGAAGCUAUUACUCUGCUGGUUGAUGAGGCUCAACAUGGCCUUGUGCGGCCUGAGGUUGUUGUAGAGCAGCUGCAAGAAAGAAAUCUCCAGUUAUACCUAUUUUUCUACUUGCGUGGGUUAUGGAAGGGCCAAGGAAUCGCAGAGCACACUGGAGAGAAUCUUGAACGGCUGAUCUCGGACAGUCAAUCUUUGGUGGAUAACUUUGCGGAUCUGGCCGUUCGCCUCUUUGCCAUAUAUGAUAGACCGCUGCUCAUGGAGUUUUUGAAGACGUCGACCUCUUAUGGAUUCGAAAAGGCCGUCCAAGAGUGUGAGCAGCACUCAUACUACGAUGAGUUGGUAUAUCUUUAUUCCAAGACUGGUCAAAUGAAGCGCGCAUUGUACCUCAUCAUAGACCGGUUAAACGACGUCAACAAGGCGAUAGACUUCGCGAAGGAGCAAGACGAUCCUGAUUUGUGGGAAGAUUUGCUAAACUAUAGCAUGGAUAAGCCGAGCUUCAUUCGUGCACUCCUUGAGCAAGUUGGCACGACCAUAAAUCCAAUAACUUUGGUUCGACGAAUACCGGAGGGUCUCGAAAUUCAGGGUUUAAGAGAAGGACUAAUCCAUAUGAUGAAGGAGCAUGAACUUCAGCACAGCAUUAGCUGGGGCGUAGCAACAGUCUUGCGAAGUGAAGUUGCGACAGCUCAGAAUGAGCUUCGAACAGGGCAACGCAAGGGCAUCAAAUUCGAAGUCCUUUCGACUGACGAGGGAGAAACUGCCGAGGACGAAAAGUCUGAAGGCGUCCCGAAGCCUGGGCAAUGCGCAAAAUGUCUCGAGACAUUCACAGAGUACGAGAUGGAAGCAUUGAUGGGAUUUGUGUGCGGACAUGCGUUCCACGUAAGCCAUUUGCUCGAAAUGCUACACAAGGGCAAACAAAACGACAUUGAUCUUGGAAAUGGGCCCGAGGAGGGAAGUCGGUAUUCAGUUGGUAUGAAGGUGAUGAAGGCGAGGUUGUUGAGGGACAGAGUGAGAGGAGGUUGUCCAAUUUGCCACCCAACCGAAGCUUAG